AUGCCUCAACUUCGGCCCAGGACGGCACCAUAUGGCCGAGACUCAAACCAACGACACAAACAACAUGGAAUGUAAGUUUUGAUGGCUUUUUUUGGUAGUUGAGGAAAUAUUAGGGAAUUCUUCUUGAGAUUGUUGUUGCUUGUGUUUGGUGAUGCUUCAAUUGAUUAUUUGAUUUUCAGAUAUUGCUCCAAGAUUUCACUGCCCUACCCCUAUUGUUUACCACCCAUUUUGCACUAUGUAAGUUGUUGUUUCACCCUUGCUUUUAGCCUGGUUUUUUCUCAAACUAUAUGGUAUAUAUUUUCAGGAACCUAAACAUCACCUUCACUCUCGCCACACCCCUUUCCAUUUGCAACACCCAUCCACCCCUCCCACUCGCACCGCACCCCUCCUCCGUUCCACUCCCACCACACUCCUCCCCUAUCACACUCUCUUCAGAAUGUAAGUUUCGUGGUUUAUUAGUAGUUGAGGAAAUUACAGAUAGCUUGAGAUACUUGUCAAUUUUUUUGAGGAUCCUUCAAUUUAUUCUUUUAAUUUGCAGAGAUCUCCAAGCCCCAUGCAACGGAUACCUUUAA
Molecule: messenger RNA, 572 nt
Organism: Bursaphelenchus xylophilus (pine wood nematode)
Lineage: Eukaryota; Metazoa; Nematoda; Chromadorea; Rhabditida; Aphelenchoididae
Source: the annotation of a GenBank genome assembly